This is a messenger RNA of Helobdella robusta, 936 nucleotides long. RefSeq lists its product as hypothetical. The record is from RefSeq and is a predicted model, not a curated record. Gene Ontology annotation, biological process: signal transduction; monoatomic ion transmembrane transport; chemical synaptic transmission. The annotation marks the transcript as partial. Gene Ontology annotation, cellular component: synapse; neuron projection; membrane. The transcript is spliced from 6 exons. Gene Ontology annotation, molecular function: neurotransmitter receptor activity; transmembrane signaling receptor activity; extracellular ligand-gated monoatomic ion channel activity. NCBI's taxonomy places the organism in Eukaryota, Metazoa, Annelida, Clitellata, Rhynchobdellida, Glossiphoniidae.
UCUUGCGAUAGCCAAGAGCGAAAACUGAUAGAAAGUUUAUUCAAAGAUUACGACUACCAAGUUCGACCGGUUAGAAACAAUGGAACCCCAAUAGAUGUUGAAGUUGACUAUUGGUUCAUAUCGCUGCUGGAUAUCCAAGAGAAGAGUCAGAGCAUGUCAGCUUUCGGCUGGAUGCAGAUGGUCUGGAGGGAUGAAUUUAUUGUGUGGAACAUGACGCAGUACAACUUAACUUACGUAGUCGUCAAUGCCAAGGAUAUCUGGUAUCCUGACCUUAUAAUCAGGAACAGCGCUGAUUCAGUAUACGGAGACAUCUUCGACAACAACAAGUACAGAGUGCCAAUAUAUAGUGACGGGUCGGUUUAUUUCUACACAGCAGGACAGACGAAAACAUUCUGCUUGCUGAAUACCUUCUACUUCCCAUUCGAUAACCAGACGUGUUUCUUUCAAGUCGAUAGUUGGACCUACACUAACACGCAGGUUACUCUCAAUACGACGGAUGGUAUCAAGAUGAACCUUUAUAACAACAAUGGACAGUGGAUUUACGAGGGUAACAGCUUUAAAGUUUGCCACGAAAGUUUCAACGGUGAUGUUUACGACAACAUAAAAUUCUUCUUUUUUAUAAAAAGGAAACCCCUCUACUACCUAACAAACCUCAUAAUUCCGUGCUGUCUCAUGUCUGUGAUUGUUCUUUUUGUAUUUCUAUUGCCCGCCAGUGCAGACGAGAAGGUAUCUCUCAGCAUCACUGUUCUCUUAUCGUUCUCCGUUUUUCAGUUGCUGGUCGCCGGCAACAUGCCUGAGACAUCCGAAUACGUUCCGCUGAUAACCAUGUACAUAACGUUCGUGAUGAUUUUGUCAUCCAUGUCUCUCUUCUGCACCAUCAUCGUCCUCAUGAUUCACCAUCACGAUACCCAAACACCUCCGCCGAAAUGGCUUCAA